Agrilus planipennis (emerald ash borer) is the source of this 1154-nucleotide messenger RNA. RefSeq names its product protein artichoke-like. The record is from RefSeq and is a predicted model, not a curated record. The transcript is spliced from 2 exons. Bases 43 to 1005 code for a protein of 320 amino acids. NCBI's taxonomy places the organism in Eukaryota, Metazoa, Arthropoda, Insecta, Coleoptera, Buprestidae.
UCAAUAAAGGUCUUUAGGUCAGCAUUUCUUUCAGUAAAUAACAUGGCUCCGUUUAAUUUGGUAAUGUUUAUUGUUCUUACGUCUUUAAAUUGUUUCCUGUGUCUUGUCACUCCAACCGAUAUUUUAAACGAAAUUGAAUCCAACGAGAAUAUUAGCCGGUCGUGUAGUUUCGAAAGUGUUUUUGCGGAAUUUUACGACACCCAGGGCACAAGCUAUGAAUCGGUUAUCAACGGAUGUCUUACAAAUACUUCAUUUGUUGUAAAGGACGUGACCCACAUCGAAAUUUCUCUGCAAUACAUCCCUCGAUUAGAAAGGCGAUCGAUAGGAGACCUGCCGGAAUUGGAAUCGAUUUUAUUCAUUAAAUCCGGAAUUGAACAUGUGGAACCCGGUGCAUUUUACAAUCUACCGAAAAUCAAAAACAUUUCGUUCGUUUUCAAUGAUUUUCACGAAGUGAAACGGGGAAUCUUUAACGACCUUCCGGCAAAUAAAAUCUUAAUAAGUAGCCCGGUGCUGACAAACAUUGAAGAGUAUGCUUUUGCUGAUAUGAACAAUCUAUCAACCAUUGCCAUACAUUACAGUCGAAUAUUGACUUGGAACAGAAAAUGGUAUGGAGAAUCUAAGACAUUGACGACGAUUGACUUCCGAUUUGGAAUUUUAGAAGCUUUACCAGCAGAUGCUUUUCAUGGAUUUCCAAAUUUGAAAUGUAUCUCGUUUAGAAACAAUAGGCUACAUACCAUAGAAAAUGGAAUAUUUCAACCUGUUGCAGACGUUUAUUUAUGGGGAAAUCCAUGGACCUGUUCCUGUCUGGAUUCGAUCAAAGAAUGGCUUAGAAACACUAACGGAAGCAUUCACGACAACUACAACUGCAUAGACUUCCGAAACCCUGUAUGUGUUGCAACAAAAAGCAGUGUAUGUUUAGAAGAACUUAACCACGAAGCAACGAAGACUUUUUUUAGGAAAUUCUCACAGAAACGGCUUUGUGUAGUACCUGUAACGUUGCUUUAAAAUGCAUAAAAUCCGUCCAAUAGGGGAGUACAUAAAUAAUGAUAAAAUAUGUAGUUUCACUACACAGUAGCUUCAUCAGGUGAAAGUAAACAAUUAUUAUAUUAGAGAAUCAUUACUGUAAUGUUACAAAUAAAAUUAUUUCUUGAAAA